GUUUUAUAACUUUUUAUUCAAUACCGGAAUGAUUAUUUAUCUGAUACUUAUUUUAACUCUGUUUUAGUGCAAUUGAAAAUUGAAAUGACAAGAAUAUUGUUUUGUGUUCAUUAUAAUGUGUAUGUUUACGAUGUGUUGCUUUAAUAUUAAUAGCACGUGCAUUGUGUUUUAUUUAAUACCAAAAUAAUCAUUUAUUUGUUAUUUGUUUCUAAUUCUAUUUUGGUGCAAUUGAAAAUUCAAAUGGCAAUAAUAUUGUCUUUGUGUUUGUUGUGUAUAUAUACUGUGUGUUAUUUUAAUAUAAUAGCUUGUCGAUUGUAUUGCUGUUGAAGUCUAAAUUAUUAAUAGCACUGUUUCACUGCUUGAUUAUGAGUGGUUUAUAUUUAUAUAGCUUUUGUUUAAUUGGUUUAAUUUAAUAUGUGCAUAGUGUAUUGUAUCACUGGUCACUAUUGUGUAGUAUAACCUUACUUCUUUAUACCAGAUUCAAUAUAAUAAUACUAUAAUAGGUCCAUACAAUAUAAUAAUCUCUUAUUUUAAUCGUGUUUGUCGUUGAUACUCAGUUAAUCUGUCUUGAUUUAUUUCUAACCUAUUUCUAUAUUUAUUGGCUGUUUCUGUUUCCUUCUUAUUAGUUUGUCGUUACUUCAUACUUGUGAUUUGCUGUUAUUUCAUUAUAGGUUCUCUGAUUCUAUUUUUUCAAUGCUGUGUCCCUUACUUGGAACAUUUACACAAUGCAUGUUUUGCAUUGUUUGGUUCUUCAUUACAUUCUGAACACUUAUUAUGAGUACUUUUAUUUAUCCUAUAUCUGUUCUCCAAGUCUAUAUGCUACAUCGAUCAUGUAGGACAUUUACGCAGUGCAUUUUCGGCAUCAUCUCGGUUUUUGUUACAUUGUCAACACUUAUUAUGACUACUUUUAUUUAUAUUAGAUCUUUUCCUGUUGCCUUCUUAACCGUUCCAGUAGUAUCUGCUUCAAUACUCCCACGUGUGGAGCGUGGGACGCGACAGCGUGUACUACAUUCCGCGUGUAAAAUGGAGUGACAAGAGCGUUCAAACUUCGAAAUAUCUCAAACAGGAACGAAAUAACAGUUAAUUCUGUUCAAAAUCGGCAAAAGAAUGCGAUUUGCGAGCGGCCGAGCUUGUUUCGGCGUUGAAAAGAGUGUGCACUGCAUUCGGCGUGUAAAAUCUAGUGAAAGGCGCAAUUAAACGUCGAUAUAUCUCAAACAGGAACGAAAUAACGGUUUGUUCUCGUCAAAAGCGAAAAAAGAAUGCGAUUUGCGAAGUGUUGGGCUCGUUUCGACACUGAAGAGAUCGCGCCCUACAUUCAGCGUGUAAAACGAAGUGGAAAGAGCAUUUAAACGUCGAAAUAUCUCAAACAGGAACGAAAUAACAGUUAAUUUUCAAGAAAAUCGUCAAAGAUUGCCAUUUGCGAGCGGCCGGGCUUGUUUCGACGUUGAAAAGAGUGUGCACUGCAUUCGGCGUAUAAAAUCUAGUGAAAAGUGUCACGUCCUGCGCUCCGCACGUGCCGUAACGAAAAAAUACAAUAUGCAAAUAACGCGACCAGAAAUCCGACAUGUAAUAAAACAAAUAAAGUAGAAUAAGAUAAAAUAAAACACGCUAGUAAAAGAUUAACUAAAGGUAAAUACGCGUAGCAUUCACAUAAGGGCGAUUAGUAGAUUAACAUAUAGGGACAUAUCUAUGUAAGAUACCCUAGUAGAAUUUAGCAAUAAAUCAAAAAUAUUUUUGGACUAGUAAUAACACUAAUUAAUAAAUCGAACAAACCACAAACUAAUCAAAUAAGAAUAAUUGUAUUCAAAUAAUAAUAAAGAAAUAAAAUAAAAUAAUAGAAAUAUACACUAGUAAAUUACUAAAGACAACAUAACCUGUACUAACUAGUAAGCCAGGUAAACCGAACCGGCAACCUACGAUUUGACAGCUCGACUAAGGACGAAUUAUGCUGAAAUAACUUGUGAAUUACUUAGUAAACGAAUAAAGCAGAUUAAUUAAUAAGUGUAAUAACACUACAUAACAUAACAUAAUGAUAACCUAUGAUUUGACAAUUCAACCUACGAUUUGAAAUUCUAUCAAUCAAAAUCAACCCGCGAUCUGAACUGAUUAAUAAACUAUGAUUAUGUAUGAAUUGACAAUCCAAAUGGCUACCCGAUCAAUCAAGAACAAUUCACGAUUUGAAUAAGUUAAUCUAACAUCAUCAUUAAUAAUAACUAAGGAUAUAUUGUAAUCAAUAUCAAUUAGUGACUUUAAACUCAUCCAAGUAACUCGCGAUUCGAAUAAAUUAAACAACUACUCGAGAAAAGGAAAGGGGAACGGAACAAGAAUAUACAUUAACAAUUACCACAUACAAAUGCAUUACGUUAAAACGAUCCAAUUGACAUAAAACUGUACACGAGCGGAAGAUACGUACACAUACAAAUACAUAUGUAUAUACAUAUAUAUUUCUCACACUGGAUAAAUAACAAAAUAUAAAGUAGAACUACAAUCGACUUGCAUAAUUGACAAAAGAUUAAUUCCAUAAACAAACUACAUCAUGGAAAAUGCAUAUAUAUAUGUCGGAGAUGAAAGAACACCGGAGCCUUCCUUUGGAACCUUGGGAAAAUCCCGUAAUAUUGUAAUUUAGAUUCUACCGUAGCCGUAAUUAAACAAUUGUCAUUCAACCUGAGUGUACUUAUUUGGGAUCCGUGACAAUGAGCUUGAGAUCGAGGCGACAAACAGUCGCCAACGUAGCCGCGGUCAAGGGAUGAACGUUUGUUUAACAAAGACCUUAUUCGCCGGGUAAGAUGGUCGCCAGAUGCCGAUGCGUUUCCGCAGUGCAUAUUCAGCUAGCCUCAGGACCCGUUGUAAAUCUUAAGAUUUAGUUAAUUACAAGUCCUUCAAACAGAAAACAGUCUUUGUCCCAACUACGGGAA
This is a messenger RNA of Bombus pyrosoma, 2915 nucleotides long. RefSeq lists its product as uncharacterized. Lineage: Eukaryota; Metazoa; Arthropoda; Insecta; Hymenoptera; Apidae. Bases 775 to 1032 code for a protein of 85 amino acids. The transcript is spliced from 4 exons. The record is from RefSeq and is a predicted model, not a curated record.